Molecule: messenger RNA, 2607 nt
Organism: Helobdella robusta
Lineage: Eukaryota; Metazoa; Annelida; Clitellata; Rhynchobdellida; Glossiphoniidae
Exons: 12
Coding region: 624-2057 (477 amino acids)
Molecular function (GO): protein binding
Source: RefSeq, a predicted model, not a curated record
UAAUAAAUGAAGUUCACUUACAAUUUGUUUAUAAAACCUUGGCGUUGUGAUAUUAAUAUUAUACAUAACUGAAUAAAUGUUAACCGCUACCAUGUUUAUUAAAGAACAAGAGAAAUUUCGAAUUGUCAAAAAUUAAAUUUUGUUCAACAUAUAUAUUUUUAUGGCUAAUCUUAUAAACUUGUAAUGAAAUAGCUAGUUGAAUAAACAAAUGAAUGAAUGAAUGAAUGAAUGAAUGAAUGAAUGAAUGAAUGAAUGAAGAGAUGAUUUAACUAAUUUGCUGCUGGUUCAUCAGUCUGGAUACAGACAUAAUUCCAUCGAGACUGCUCUUAUUUACGUAACAUCUGAACCAUUUACAUUUAAAAAUUCACGUCUGGAAUAUUGCGGCAAUUUGUUUCAUGGUCUACCAAGCAAACCCAUAACAAUAAUUCAAUCCAUUCAAAAUGAAUAGAGUGGCAAAAAUUGUUGUUGGAGUCAAAAGUUCGCUCCUGCAAUGCUUAUUUUGAGAGAUCUUCAUUGGCAUUCUUUUGAGGUGGGGUGAUGAAAAUCUGAUGGCUGUCUACAUCACUUAACUGUGUGGCCUAUAGGUUCCAAGAAAAUUGCUGUAUUCGGCCCAGUUCUGUAGAAUGGAUUGCCAUUCCAAUCGAGGGAUUGCCAUUGCAAUCGAGGACACCAGAAAAAUAUUUAAUUACUUAGAUGACGUGAGUUUGUCGAGAUGCUUGCGAAGAUGCGAAGAUAGGGUGGAGUGGAAUGGCGAAGAGAACAUUUUUUGUUGCCCGUACAACAGCACCAUCAUCGUUCCUCACCAAGAUGGCGCCUUCAAAAAAAGAACGGUGACGAUGAACAGCGAGACCAUUGUCGUGACGGUGGACAAAAGAUUUGUUGUCCUGCUUAAUGAACCAUUUCACACUUUGAAUGCAAGUGAUUCCACGCUGAUGACAUGCCACGUCGCAUCCAUCACGAAACUUGUCGUUGAUCGCCAGGCUGCUCACGUCAUCACGUCCAGCUACGACUCAACGAUUAGGAAAUGGUGCCUGGUAAGAAAAAAGUGCAUCAAGCUGUUCACGGGUCAUGCAGACGCCGUCAACUGCAUCCAUCAACAAUCCCAUUAUUUGGCCUCUGGUUCGAGCGAUAAAACUUGUAAAGAAGAUGUCGCACUUUUAGAGGGGGAGGGGGUCAAAAAUUGUGCGACACUUCGUGACCAGGAUGAGAGGUACAAGCUAUGGAACGUUGAGACAGGUCGGUGCUUGUGGACCAGCAGGCUGCAGGCUCCUGUGACCGCCGUGCAAAUUCAGAGCAUCAAAUUUUGCUUUGUAGCCACCUCUACCGGCUGUAUCAAUAUUUUUGAAAUCAAAACUGGAAAAUCGAUAAAAAAAAUUAAAGUUCAAACGUGUUCAAUCACCUGCUUAAAACUGAGUUCAUGCCAUAUGGCUGCAUCGGCAACGAAUGGUGUUGUUACAAUAUUAUCCUGGAAUGUUGUCAGUAACGAGCCUGCUGAAGUAGAGUAUGAUUGCAAUCGUGAAGAAACUUCUGCAAACAAAUGUCAAAUCGAACAACAUACAAACAAUGACAUAAUUGAGAUAACUUCUCUUUGCUUUUUGAAACAUAACAAAAGAGUACAGUGUCUGGAACUGAUCGAUGAAGAACCAACCCUAAUUAGCGGCAGUGACGACGGUUUUGUACGGUUGUGGAUCAGGAACAGCUGCAUCAGAAUUCUUUACUCUACCCAAUUUGCUGAUCCAAUCUCCCAAGUCAUCGUAGUUGAAAACAAGCUUCUUAUAAAUUCCACAUCGACGGUCACGUUGUUAACGUUCAAACAAAGAAAACAGGAUGGCAGUAUUGCAAAUCAGUUUAGAAUCAAAAGUUCUUUAUCAGCAUCUCAUUCUGCUUCACCACGAAGACCACCAUCACGUUUACCACCAAGACCACCAUCAUUGCCACCAUCAAAAUCAGCAUCAAGAUCAUCAUCAAAAUCAAUAUCGAGAUCAGCAUACUCCGAACUUCGCAUCUCAUCACCAUCGUUUCUUGAACAUGCUGAUGUUCAAACCAGAAAAUUUUGAAAUAGGAUAAUGCGAUAUGUGGAGACGAAAAAAGAUAUGAAGAUAAAAGUCGUAAAACAAGUUGAAAAACUAAACAAGUUAUUAUCUCAAACAGUACUUAAUUACUUGCCACAAGACCAGUGCUGUGUUAACUACUCAAAAAUGUUGUUAACUACUAAGUUUAAAAAAUAAUUAACUAUUUCUAAUCUAUUUUUAUUUGCAGUUAAUAUUAACUACUCCUUAACUACUGCCAUGUUGUUAACUAGUUAGUUAGCUGCUUUUAAACAUUUUCAUUCACUAGAUUCCUUUGCUAAAUGUUUUUUUUAAUAAACAAACAGUUGUUUACAGUUCAAUACACAAAUUAAUCAUUCUAUAAUCUACAGUAUGCUGUCAUUUUCAUUUUGCUUCACCAUCAAGGCCACCAUCAUGGUCAUCAUCAAAAUCAGCAUCUUAAAAAAACCAUGUUAUCAUUUAUCUUUCUUUUUCACGCAUGAACUUCCAAUGUUUUAUGAUAAAGAUGGGCAUAGGAAAAAUGUAUGUUUUUUCUGUCUAUAAUUAAAUAAAUAAAUAA